GCACAAACCGCAAAACCAAAAGAUAUCAAUCAAUCGAAAGGAAGCAAUACAAUAGAACAGAAAAGAGACAAAGACGACGAGAAUGAUGAUGAACAGCAACAACAACCCCACGAAAGCCGACGCUGUGGUGGUCAACGAUGACAAGAACCCCCAUGGACCUGGUCGAGUGGUGUACCACAUGGAUGCGUUGGAGCAAGAUUCGGAGGAUAUUCCGUUUGUCAAGGGCGAAGUGCAGCUCUUGGAGUACCGCGAUGUCAACUUUGCUCGAUUGUUCUACAUCCAAUUGGUGGCUGUCUUGGUGACGGCUGUCUUUACCAUCUUUGCAAGCUCGGAUUCUGCUGAUAGCAGCACUUCUACCACUUCUACUAGCGCCACUACAGCUACUGAAGACGACGACUUUUCGGGAAGCACCUUCUUGCUCAUUCUGGUUGUAUCGGUACUGGCUGCCAGUGUGGGAGUCGCGAGUUUCCUGACCCUCAUGAUGAACCAUUCGGAAUGGAUUGUUCGAGUUUCCUUCUUUGCGGCGCCGACACUCAUGUUGGCAUUUGGACUCGUUCUGGUUCUCGUCGAUUCCGGAACUUCCAGCACUUCAAAUACAAACGAUGACGAUGGCACACUCAGCGCAGGAGGCCACUUUUUGGUGUAUGCCGUCGUCUUUGCCGCCAUUUCGGCGUGUGUCUAUCACUACUACCAGAAAUUCAUUCCCUUUGCCGCAUCCACGCUACAAGUUGCCAGUAUGGCCGUACGAUCCAACCGCGGACUCUACCUUCUUACCGCCGCCAUGCCCGUGGUUUUGGCGGGUUGGUUCACGCUCUGGAGCACAGCCUUGGUCGGAGUCUUGGCCAUGACAGACUCUACUGCUACGGAUACUACCACUACUGUCAGUCCGCAGAGGACUUGUGCACCGGGAGAUAUAUGGUGUGAUGACAGUGACACGACGACAGCAGCACCACUCUCCGCAACUGCCACGGUCGGAAUCUUGCUCCUCCUUGUUUCCUUUUAUUUCACCCAACACGUCAUUAUCAAUGUCUUUCAUACCACAACUGCAGGAACCGUGGGAGCAUGGUGGUUCACUCCGCUCGCCGAUCCCAGUCUCUGCAACUCGGCCACCACGGACAGUCUUUAUCGAUCCCUCACGUACAGUUUUGGAUCCAUUUGUUUUGGAUCUCUCAUUGUCGCCAUUGUACAGACACUCGAACACAUGGCCCGAUCGGCACGACGCAAUCGACGUGGAGCUCUCCUGGCGUGUCUCUUGGAAUGCAUUCUGCACUGUCUCCGCCGAUGGAUUGAAUAUUUCAACAGCUGGGCAUUUGUUUAUGUGGGACUCUACGGAUACGACUUUUUGACGGCCGGACGAAACGUCAUUUCCCUCUUUCAGAAUCGCGGAUGGUCUUCCUUUGUCGCCGAUCGGCUCGUCUUUCGCGUCUUGUCCUUGGCCAAUUUGGCCGUGGCCAUAGUGUCGGGUGCAUCUGCCUGUUUGACCGAUGUCAUGGCCGGACCCGUCAUGCCACCCGAUGACAGUGGCGACUUGACGCCAUCGCGCUUGGUUGCCUUCUUUUCCGGUUUCAUUAUUGGCAUUUUGGUCAGCAACACGGCACUCUUUGUCAUGGAAUCGGCCGUACGAACCGUCAUUGUCUGCUUUGCCGAAUCGCCUACGGAAUUUUAUGAAUGUCAUCCCGAUCUCUGUGAACUCAUGCGAUCGGGAUGGGCCGCCGCCUAUCCCGAUGCAUGGGCUAGCUCCAAUUACGAAUCCGUAUUCAUGGCCGUCGAAGCCAAAGUGGUGGAUGAUCACAAGGACAACAAUUACAGCAACAACAACAGCGGCUACGACAGCAAGGGGACUACGGCCACCGCCGUGCAACUGAUUGUGUGAGUUGAGAGAGAUCCCCUGGGUGCUUGGCGGCACCGCUCCGUGGUGUGGCGAAAUUCAUAUUACAUAUAGAACAAUUUUAACUGAAUGGUUCAUGCGAUUUCAGGGCUUCUGGCUGGGGCUGAAGUCUGGGU
Messenger RNA from Seminavis robusta, 2004 nucleotides. NCBI's taxonomy places the organism in Eukaryota, Bacillariophyta, Bacillariophyceae, Naviculales, Naviculaceae. The record is from the annotation of a GenBank genome assembly.